Messenger RNA from Orbilia oligospora ATCC 24927, 684 nucleotides. RefSeq lists its product as uncharacterized. The transcript has 2 exons. Bases 1 to 684 code for a protein of 227 amino acids. Gene Ontology annotation, molecular function: calcium ion binding. The record is from RefSeq and is a predicted model, not a curated record. NCBI's taxonomy places the organism in Eukaryota, Fungi, Ascomycota, Orbiliomycetes, Orbiliales, Orbiliaceae.
AUGUCCAGAGAAGACAUAAACGGCGACGGCGCCAAAGAUGUGUGGAUAGACACCGACGGCGACGGAAUCCCCGACAAAAUCGACUUUGACGCUAAUGGAUUUCCAGACGGUGAUCUAAUAGAUCUGAAUAAUGAUGGUGUUCCUGAUGCUAUAAAUGUUUAUGGCAUGACUCAAACCUAUUACAUCCGACCCACAGGUCUACCGGUUACAGACAGACCAACCUUUUCAUCCUCUAUACCCACCACAUUUACAACAUCUACAUCUAUAUCUACAUCUACAACCACCCCUUCACCAUCACCGUCACCGUCACCAUCAUCAUCAUUAUCAUCGAUAUCAUCAUCAUCAUCGAUAUCAUCAUCAUCUACACCACCCUCAGAAACAAGUACAACAUCCACAAUAACAUCACCAACAUCAUCCUCAACCGACCUCGCAGAAUCAAAGUCAAGUAGCCCAUCAUCAUCAUCAUCGUCAUCAAGCCCACCCAUAGGCGCAAUAGUCGGCGGCGCAAUAGGCGGUCUAGUAGCAAUCGCCGUAAUAUUAGCAUUGGUUUUAUUAAUCCUUCGCGAGAAACGUAGAAAGUCUACAAAGGCUGGAGGAAACUCGGGUGGUGGGAUGGGAGGGGUUGAAGGUCAUGAAUUGGGAGGGAUUGAGGGUCAUGGAAAGGCUGAAGGUAAAAUUAUAUGA